CUUGGAGUUUACAGGAAAUUGCGUAAUUGUUUAUAAGUAUCACAAACAUGGCGACUUACAGGCAGGUCGGGAGGUUGUUGGGUAUUUCUGCAAGAAUUUCAAGUCCGCUUGCUGUGCGUGCAUAUCAGUUUGCUGGACUGCAUUGGACUCCACACAACAUUGGUGUUACAAGGAGAUGGUCACUGCCACCAUUUUCAGUUGUAUCUGCAAGGACCAUGUUUAUUCAGACCCAGGACACUCCCAACCCAAACAGCUUGAAAUUUCUGCCUGGUCGCAUGGUCCUUGAACAAGGAACGAUGGAUUUUACUGCACCCCGUGAAGCCUAUUGCUCCCCCCUUGCAAGGCAGCUAUUUAGAAUCGAUGGUGUCAAGGGUGUCUUUUUGGGUCCUGACUUCAUAACCAUAACCAAGACAGAUGUAGAUCUGGAAUGGAAGUUAAUCAAACCUGAUGUGUUUGCUGCCAUUAUGGACUUCUUCACAUCUGGACUCCCUGUUGUCAAUGAGGAGGACACCCCUCGUGCAGAUACAGAUCUUGCUGUGGUUCAGCGUUUGAGUUUUAACCACUGCAGUCUAUUCCACCCCAGGGAAUCGUUGGUUAACUUCUCCACACUUGUUCCUCAUGUGCCUCUGUCUGCAGGAUUGUCUUUCCCACUGCAGUGUCUCCAAUUUCCUGGAAGUGUCAGACUUUUGGGAUUUCAUCCCCUCUGUUAGCAAUGAAUGGUUUCCAUUGUUUGACUGGUCUUGAUCCAAUGGAGUGUUAUCAUUGAGUCUGUCCAGUAGUGAAGUUGUACAUCACUCAUCUUCAAGUUCUUUAGAUGGUUUCCUAAUCUUGCUUCAAUUUGAUGGUUUCCUAAUCUUGCUCAUAUUGCUGCUUCUGGGAGUUCUAGUCUGGGUGGAGUUCUAGUCUGGGUGGAGUUUUCAAUGGAGAACUAUUGUCUUGGCUGUGAUUAGACCUAUAGUGCAUUCUCCUUCUGCAUUUGCUGUGUGCAUGUACCUAGUGGAUAAAUCUUGUGGAAGCUCUUCGUCCCAUGAUAGGCCCUGUUUCCACACUUCUUGGAAUGGACACUUGAUCCUAAUGCUGAAUGUGGAUACAGUCUGAUUGAAUAUUCAUGCAGCUGAUUGAAGAAGUCCUCGUUUUGUGAUCUUGUCUUUUAGAAAUUCAAUCAAAUCUGUCCUUUCAAACAGUCAUCAGUGUCUGAUCUCCAUGUUAAUCCUAGUAAGCUACUUUUUAUGGAGUUUGACUUUUCACUUCAACUUGUUCUGUUACUUUCUCUUUUGUCCAUUCACUUUGCAGCUCAUGUAAAAAAAAAAAAAAAUCAGUAACAUAG
Molecule: messenger RNA, 1327 nt
Organism: Salvelinus sp. IW2-2015
Lineage: Eukaryota; Metazoa; Chordata; Actinopteri; Salmoniformes; Salmonidae
Source: RefSeq, a predicted model, not a curated record